UCCGCUGGGCCGCACUAAUAACCCACAUCCAAUCUUUAUAAUGACUGAGACUGGCUAUGAGGAUAACACUGCCUUUCUUGGAGAAUGGGGACCUUUCCAACAGAUGGUGUUCUUUCUCUUAUGUUUGAGUAUCAUCCCCAACGGCUUUACAGGUAUGUCUAUUGUGUUCAUCGGUGAUACACCAUCCCACCAUUGCCUCAUACCCGCAAAUGCGAACAUUACUGGCGAAUGGAGAAAUCACAGUAUUCCUUUGGAGGAGGAAAGCGGGACUAUUGUGCUCAGUAAAUGCGCCAGAUACAAACUCGAUGUCAUAAAGAGUUUCUCAGAAAGAGGUUAUGUCCCAGGGAUCGAUGUCAACGUUUCCGAAAUACAACACGAGACCUGUUUGGAUGGCUGGGAAUACGAUCGGGGGACGUACAUCUCAACUAUUGUGUCCGAGUGGGACCUGGUGUGUGCUGAUAAGUGGAAGAACCCAUUGACCUCUUCUGUGUUCUUCUGUGGUGUCCUCACUGGCUCCUUCCUCUCUGGCCAGCUCUCUGACAGGUUUGGGAGGAAAAAUGUUCUCUUUGCCACCAUGGGAGUUCAGACUGUGUUCACAUUUAUCCAGGUCUUCUCUCCAUCCUGGGUUGUAUUCUGUGCCUUAUCCUUUGUUGUCGGGAUGGGGCAAAUCUCAAAUUAUGUGGCUGCAUUUGUGCUAGGAACUGAAAUUUUAUCUCCAUCCAAACGGAUAAUUUACUCCACACUUGGAGUUUGUAUGUUCUACACCAUUGGCUACACGCUCCUUCCAGCAGUGGCCUUAUUCAUCAGAGACUGGAGGAUGCUGAUGCUAGCCCUCAGCCUCCCAGGCUUCCUCUAUGUCCCUUUUUGGUGGUUCAUCCCAGAGUCCCCCAGAUGGCUGCUCUCUCAGGGAAGAGUGGAGGAGGCUGAGGCCAUACUGAGAGAUGCUGCCAGGARGAACAGAGUCACAGCACCCGAGGUCAUCUUCCGGCCUGUACAGUUAGAGCCCAAGGCUGGGAAGUUGGUGGCCCACAACAUCUGUGAUCUGGUGAGGUCCAGCAACAUCCGUUGGGUGUCUAUCACGCUGUGGCUGGUCUGGACCAUUCUGUCCAUCGGGUACUUUGCCUUGUCACUGAACACGUCCAACCUGGCGGGGAGCUCAUAUCUGAACUGUUUUCUGUCAGCUGCCAUUGAGGUCCCUGCCUAUACCAUGGCCUGGCUCAUGUUCCGCUGCUGCCCCCGGCGCCUGUGUCUCUUCUCCACUCUGUUUCUGGGUGGGGURGUGCUGCUCUGCAUAAACCUCAUACCACCAAAUCUGAGCUCUGUGUCCACUGCACUAGAGAUGCUGGGGAAGUUUGGUGUGACUGCAGCUUUUUCCAUCGUGUACGCCUACACGGCUGAGCUCUACCCCACUGUCGUGAGGAACACAGCCAUAGGGGCCUGUUCCAUGGCCUCCAGAGUGGGCAGCAUCUCUGCCCCAUACUUCAUCUAUCUGGGGGGCUGUUCCAAGUCGCUGCCAUACAUUCUAAUGGGGAGUCUUACAGCUCUGUCUGGGUUGCUUAGCCUCCUGCUGCCUGAGAGCCAUCGUAUGCCUCUUCCAGACACCAUCACUCACAUGCAGACCUUCCCAGGAUGGAAAAAGAGACCAGUGUAUAAACUGAGCCAAACUACAGGAGAGGAAGAUGUGUCCGAUACUUUGUGACAGCUACUGGACACUGCAGUUGUUCUUUCAACAUGUAUUUGUAUUACCAAGUUGUGUAACUAACCAAGAAGCUUAUAAAGCUUUUUCUAUGCAUUUUAUAUGUGCGAAGUAUCAGUAUUAUUUAGCAUAUUUUGUACUUACAGUUGAAGUCGAAAGUUUACAUACACCUUAGCCAAAUACAUUUAAACUCAGUU
Salvelinus sp. IW2-2015 is the source of this 1893-nucleotide messenger RNA. RefSeq names its product solute carrier family 22 member 21 (gene slc22a21). NCBI's taxonomy places the organism in Eukaryota, Metazoa, Chordata, Actinopteri, Salmoniformes, Salmonidae. Gene Ontology annotation, molecular function: quaternary ammonium group transmembrane transporter activity. Gene Ontology annotation, biological process: transmembrane transport; quaternary ammonium group transport. Gene Ontology annotation, cellular component: membrane. The record is from RefSeq and is a predicted model, not a curated record.